Molecule: messenger RNA, 5715 nt
Organism: Aspergillus campestris IBT 28561
Lineage: Eukaryota; Fungi; Ascomycota; Eurotiomycetes; Eurotiales; Aspergillaceae
Product: nucleoporin family protein
Exons: 5
Coding region: 1-5715 (1904 amino acids)
Biological process (GO): post-transcriptional tethering of RNA polymerase II gene DNA at nuclear periphery; RNA export from nucleus; protein import into nucleus
Cellular component (GO): nuclear pore cytoplasmic filaments; nuclear pore
Molecular function (GO): structural constituent of nuclear pore
Source: RefSeq, a predicted model, not a curated record
AUGUUUGGAGGCCAAAACCGGACCCCCGGGUUCGGUGCAUCAACGAGUAGCAGCCCCUUUGGAAGCGGCACGGCUACUGCUGGCGGCGGUGGAUUUGGUGCUGGCAGUGCUGGCAGUGGUGGCUUCGGAGCAGGAAACACGGGUGGGGCUUUUGGCGGCUCCGGAGGUGGAAUGUUUGGUGCCAACAAGACUGGCACCGGUUUUGGCGGCGCAACUGGUACCGGCGGAUUUGGCGCCGGCGCCAGCACCCCCGCCAGCACCGGUACCGGCUUUGGAGGUGGCGGUGCAGGUUUUGGCGGCGCGACCGGUACGGCUUUCAACCAGGCGGUUCCUCCCUCGGAGGGUACCGGGGGGACCCCAUUCAGCCCCUUCACCGAGAAAGAUGGCUCCUCGAGCGUGACCAACCACUACCAGAGCAUCAGCUUCAUGCAACCGUACAGCAAGUAUUCCUUCGAGGAACUUCGAGUGGCCGAUUACAGCCAGGGUCGCAGAUUCGGGAACGGCAGUGGACAGGCCGGGGCCUUUGGAACCUCUGCCUUUGGCAGUAGUGCCGGGACGGGCUUUGGCCAGCAGCAGCCGUCCACCACAGGCUUUGGAAGCACUCCGUCGGCUUUCGGCGCGAGCACCAGCGCCCCAUCCGGCUUUGGCCAAACCACCCAGACUGCUGGUGGCUUUGGAUCGACUCCGUCCAACCCCUUGUUCGGGGCCAAUAAGCCGGCUACUUCCUUGUUCGGAGGCGGAGCUGUCGCAGCUCCUGCCCAACCCAGCGGAGGUCUGUUCGGCGGCGCCGCUGGUGCUACAGGGACGACCGGCGGGUUUGGAAACACGGGAACCACCGGUGGGUUUGGCGCCGGAGCCACAGGGGGCAGCUCGCUCUUUGGCGGGGCCAACGCCAACCAACAACAGAACAAGCCUCUCUUUGGCGGUGGCGCCUCGACCGGCUCGACAGGAACCGGGCUGGGCGGCUUCGGGCAACAGAAUACCGGCACUUCAUCCUCCCUCUUUGGCGGCGGCGCAGCCUCGUCCUCUCCCUUUGGCGGCGGCCAGCAGCAGCAGCAGCAGCAGCAGCAGCAGACCGGAACGACGGGCUUUGGCGGGUUUGGGCAACAGAAUCAGGCCCAGAAUCAGGCCCAGCCACAAAACAAAGGCCUGUUCGGUGGCGGUGGUCUUGGCGCCGGCACCCAACAACCGUCGACCACCCCGAGCCUGUUCGGCGGCGGCGCUGGCACGACGGGUUCCUCGCUCUUCGGACAGAAUAAUCAGCAGCCGCAACAGCAGCAACAACCGGCGGCGGGUAGCUCGCUCUUCGGCGGGGGCGCCAACCAGCAGUCUGGAACCAGCUCUCUCUUCGGCGGCGGAGCCCAACCGCAGCAGCCGGCUCAGAAGAGCCUUUUCGGGGGCGGCGCGGCGACGGGUACCGGCACCGGUUUCGGGGGUGCUUUUGGAAACACGCAACCCCAACAGGCUGGAGCCGGUGCAGGCCUGUUCGGUGGGGCUCAGCCUCAGCAGCAACAGAAGCCGAGUCUUUUCGGUGGCUCCACGGGCACCGGUGGCUCUCUGUUCGGUGGCUCCGGCGCACCGGCUCAAAACACGGCUGGCGGCGGCCUGGGCACCUCGAGCCUUUUUGGCAACUCCCAGCAGGCGCAGGCGCAGCAAGCGCAGCAACCCCAGCAGCCUGCCCCGGGCAGUCUGCAGGCCUCCCUCCUCGACGCGAACCCGUACGGCAACCACGCACAGAGCCCGGGCCCGUUGGCGACGCCGCUCUCCUCGACCAACAAGCAGAAACAGCGGACCCCCUUGCCCGUGCACAAGAUCACCCCGAGCGCGGCCAAUCGCCUCAUCACCCCGCCCAAACGCCAAGGCUACGGGUUCAGCUACUCCACCUACGGAUCCCCCUCCAGCAACGCCAGUACCCCCAAUGGCCUCGGCAGUGGUCUGCUGGCCGCCAACAGCAUGCGCGGAAGCCUGGGCGGCAGUCUGGGACGCGGCAGUUUCAGCAAGAGCUUCUCAACGAGCAAUCUGCGCAAGACCUUCGAUCCGGAGACCGAUAGCGUUCUGUCGCCCGGAGCGCUUUCCAGCGGUCCUUCCCGUCUGCCGAGCGGGAACUUGAAGCGUCUGACCAUUGACCGCAGCCUGCGUAAUGACCUCUUCUCGCGCCCCGCCAGCACCUCGGCCGCGCCCAUCACCAACGGUGACGAAUUCAUCGCGCCGGGCGACAAAAUGAAGAAGAAGGUCAGCUUCGAGGCUCCGUCUCCAUCGGACACGGCGAGCGAUUCCGAGAUCGUGCCCAUUCAAGCGUCCAGCUCCGAGCCCACCCCCGAGGAGCUGGGUUUCUUGCGGUCGAUCCGCAAAAGCGGCACCAUCAACGGCAUCAGCAACAUCAACGGCGCCAAGCCGACCCCGGACAGUGUAAUUCGUCCCGACAUCGAACCCCUCCGCACGGAUCUUGCCUCGGUGCCCGAAGAUGCCGAACAGGCGGCGUCCGCGGACGGUCCCACCCGACUGGCCUUUAUCCCCAGUGGUGACCCCAAGCCCGGCGACUAUUGGAUGACGCCCUCGCGGGCCGAGAUCGCCAAGAUGCCCCGGGACCAGCAGAAGCGGAUGGUGGGACUGACGGUGGGUCGCGAGCGAUGUGGGCAGGUGACCUUCGACGAGCCGGUCGACCUGACGACCAUCGAUCUGGACCAGAUCUUCGGUGGCUUGGUGGAGAUUGGCGUGCGCAAGAUUACCGUGUAUCCCGACGAGUCGAUGAAACCUCAGAGGGGCAAAGGCCUGAACGUACCGUCCACCCUCCGCAUCGAGAACUCGUGGCCGCGCGGCCGCGACAAAAAGGCGCCCUCCCCGGUGACCAGUGGUCCCCUCUUCGACAAACACAUCGACCGACUGCGUAAGGUGCACAACGCCGAAUUCGUUGACUACGAGAUGGAAAAGGGCACUUGGGUGUUCCGCGUCCCUCACUUCACCACCUAUGGUCUGGACUAUGACAGCGAUGAAGACGAAGAAGGUGAGGGCCUUGACCAAAGCACUUUGAGUGCUGCUCCUGACACACCGACUCCGAAGGCUCAAUCCCCGUUCGCCAACACCGUGGGCUCGGAGCAGACCACCUUCUCCACUGACGACUCCUUCGUUGGGUCGAUAGCCGGGGUCGAGGAUGACACGUUCGACUUCAAGAAGCGGAAGCUGGUCCCCGGCGCGUUCGGCAAUCAGGCCAUGGAGGUGAUGGCCGACGAGCGGUCUUUUUCGGAGGAGGGCACCGAGUCUUUUUUAGGGGACGGCUCCACGGGUUCAACAACUGAGCAGGAUGGCGACGACGACGUCACCGAGAGCCAGCAGUCUGGCGAUUCAGAAGUUGAAUUGGACGAUGGCGAGGAAAUGGAGAUGGCAGGCACCUUUCCCGACCUACGUCCUACCUUUCUACGAGCACUCGCAGCCGUCCUUGAAACCCUGGAACACGCCCCCAAGACCCGGCUCGACCUGACCGGGGACUGGGCCGAGCAUCUGCAACGCACUAUCAGUCCUCGGAAGCAGGACCGCGCCGCCUUGCGCGAGAUCCAGGCCAACGCAUUCAAUGACCGGCCGUUGCAGGACGACACGCCCAAGGGUUCCGAUGCCGAUGCGCGGCAGCAGAAGGGCUUUGCGACCAGUAUUGAUCUGAUGAACUCUUUGUUUCAGCAGCCCCGGAAACAGACGGCUCCGUCUCCGUUGAAGCCGCCGAGUGCUGGCCCUAAAGGCUUUGAGUGGCCCUACAACAAACGACCCAAAACUUAUGCUGGCGAGUCUAAUGAACUGAGCGGAGACGACCUGGCUUUUCAUCACUCGUUCAAACCCCGCUGGGGCCCGGUGGAUUCGAUGAUUUGUGUUAAAAGCGGAUGGGGCGGUGUCCAGUCAGGGGAUGACCGAUGGAAGUCCAAGUUAUCGGUGACAAGUGAGGAGAGAGAGAUCGUUCUGCUGGAAUUCCAUCCGCGAGGAGACGUGAACACGAUGAUCGACGUGCAACGGCAACAGUCGGCCAUCCGCCGCGUGGAUGGGGUGCCCUUGGCUCGUCUAGCCAGCCCCAACUUCCAGCAGUUCGCCCAGGCGGCAGCCACCCAACCGGACCAAGAGCGAUUGAUCUGGCAAUUGGCAAACGUUCUGUUCAAUGACGAUAUCGAAGAUGACAUCUCCGCGGCCGUGCCACCUCAGGUCCGACCAAAGUUUCUCCCCCGCAUCAAAAAAGACCGACUCAGUCGUCUGCUCGAGGGGAUCAUCCGCGAGAAGCACGCACGCGUCCUGGGCAAGGCGGGGUCGGCCGAAGAGCAGGCUGUGUACCUGCUCUGCUCGCACCGGGUGGACGAGGCGUGUAACGUCCUGAUGACCAGCCAGAAUCUCCACCUGGCGACGUUGGUCGCGCAGAUCGGCCGCGACCGGACGACGCGCGCCGACAUGGCACAGCAGGUGGAAAUGUGGCGGCAGCACAACGUCUCCUCCGAAAUGACCGAGCCCAUGCGGGCCCUCUACGAACUGCUGGCCGGCAACGCACUCCGCAGCGAGGGCAAGUCCGGCGGAGCCCUGGAGGACCGCUCCUCUUCGUUUUCCAUCACGGAGCGGUUCGAGCUGGACUGGUUCGAGGCGUUCGGCCUGCGCCUGUGGUACAGCAUUACCGAGGACGAGCCGAUCGAGGCCGCGGUGUCCAGCUACAUGCAGGACUUGACCAGCGGCGAGGAGACCGCCUUCCCCUACCCGCCCAACCAGACGGGCGCGGGCCGGGAAUCUCCCCUGUGGGUUCUCCUCAAGCUCUACGCUGGCACCGUCGGCGCGGCUCCGGGUCUGCCGGUGCAGGAGUUCCCCGCCGCCUUGAUGCCCGAAUGCGUGGGCGGCGACGCGCUCUCUAGUGGCCUGUCAUUCCCGCUGUACCACCUGCUGGCGGCGACAGUGGGCCCGCACGACCGGUUCCUGGUCAAUCCCGAGCAGGCGGAUCGACUGGUCCGGGAUUUCGCCUGGGAGCUCAGCUGCGCGGGCGAGCUGCAGCGGGCAGUGUUUGUUUUGCUGCACUUGUCCCGCCCGAUGGACCGGGAGCGCGGCGUGCGCGAGCUCUUGGCCCGCUUUGCCCCUCGGCUUCCCGAACCGGUCACGACCGCCGGGACCUCGGAUUCCGCAUGGGACGGUUUGACCAAGGAGCUCCAUGUCCCCGAGGCGUGGCUCUGGGAGGCCAAGGCGCUGUCGGCGCGGGACCAGGGCGACGCCGCCGGUGAGGUGGACUACCUAGUGCGAGCGAAGAACUGGACCGACGCCCACGCCACCUUUUGCCGGAUCGUGGGCCCAACCGCCGUGAUCGAGCAAGACUACGCGACUCUGGAACGACUGAUCUCAGGCUUCGGCGACGGACCCGAGAGCCAGGUACCCGGUUGGGCCCGCGGCGGCGGCGUCUACGAAGACUUUUUGCGACUAGCCACGGCGCGGGGCGGCGCCCGCGAGCGCUCGCGGUUGCGUCGACUGGUGCAGGCCUUGGGUGCGAUGGCCGAACGCAUGCAGGGGACGGGUGUGGAAGGAUUGGAGGAGCGUGUGGCUUUUAAGGAAAUGAGCCGACUAGUGGCGCAGUGGACGGCCCACGACGAGACGGCAGCGGAUCUCAGCCCAGCGGUACUGCGGUUGCCCUUGACGGGUGAUGCGCGCCUCGUGCAGACGGCCGAGAUGAGCCGACGAUACUUUGGAGCGAUCAUGGCUGGGGCUUAUUGA